Messenger RNA from Notechis scutatus (mainland tiger snake), 2629 nucleotides. It is a transcript of the gene IFT56, whose product is annotated as intraflagellar transport 56. Gene Ontology annotation, cellular component: ciliary basal body; intraciliary transport particle B; ciliary base. Gene Ontology annotation, molecular function: protein binding; intraciliary transport particle B binding. Gene Ontology annotation, biological process: intraciliary transport involved in cilium assembly; intraciliary anterograde transport. Lineage: Eukaryota; Metazoa; Chordata; Lepidosauria; Squamata; Elapidae. The record is from RefSeq and is a predicted model, not a curated record.
GUAACAAAGACCUUGGUGAGACAGAACAAGCAACGGACGACCGUUGUUUUUUGUGAAGCAGGCCUGCGGGCAAGAUGAUGCUCUCACGGCUGAAACCCGCUGUUGGAGGCGGUCCUCAGUCAGCGGAUAAGCGCAGAAAGAAAGGCAAACGGCUGCCGCAGCUGGAAGAUUUAUUAACUCAGCGAGAUUUCACUGGGGCCAUUGCCCUUUUAGAGUUUAAGCGUCAGGUUGGAGAACAGGAGGAAGAUGCAGAUCUCUGGAUUGGAUAUUGUGCUUUCCAUCUGGGUGACUACAAGAGAGCACUGGAGGAGUAUGAGGAUUUAACCAAGGGAUCUGCCUGCAACCCUGAUGUGUGGGUGAAUCUAGCAUGCACUUACUUCUUCUUGGGAAUGUAUACACAAGCUGAACAGGCUGCUUUGAAAGCUCCCAAGAGUAGACUUCAGAAUCGUAUGUUGUUCCAUUUAGCACACAAGUUUGGUGAUGAGAAGAAACUGAUGAACUUCCAUCAGAAUUUGCAGGAUAUAACAGAAGACCAGCUUAGUUUAGCAUCUAUACACUAUAUGCGAUCUCAUUAUCAAGAAGCUAUUGAUAUCUAUAAACGCAUACUGCUUGAUAACAGGGAAUAUCUGGCUCUCAAUGUAUAUGUGGCCUUGUGUUACUACAAGUUGGAUUACUAUGAUGUCUCUCAAGAGGUGCUAGCUGUUUACCUUCAACAGGUUCCUGAUAGUACCAUUGCUCUUAAUUUAAAGGCUUGUAAUCAUUUUCGACUCUACAAUGGGAAAGCUGCUGAGGCAGAGCUUAAAAGUUUGAUGGACAGUGCCUCAACAUCAUUUGAAUUUGCUAAAGAACUCAUUAAGCAUAAUUUGGUGGUAUUCCGAGGAGGGGAAGGGUCUCUCCAAGUACUCCCUCCACUGGUUGAUGUUAUUCCUGAAGCUAGACUGAAUCUAGUCAUUUAUUAUCUUCGGCAAGAUGAUGUACAGGAAGCUUACAACUUGAUUAAAGAUCUGGAACCUGCAACCCCUCAGGAAUAUAUUCUGAAGGGAGUAGUGAAUGCAGUACUUGGGCAGGAAAUGGGUUCAAGAGAUCAUUUGAAAAUUGCUCAGCAAUUUUUCCAACUGGUGGGAGGAUCUGCUAGUGAAUGUGAUACCAUUCCUGGGAGACAGUGUAUGGCUUCUUGCUUCUUUCUACUCAGGCAGUUUGAUGAUGUCCUAAUAUAUCUCAAUUCAGUGAAGAGUUAUUUCUAUAAUGAUGACACUUUUAACUUUAACUAUGCACAAGCCAAAGCUGCUACUGGUAAUACUAGUGAAGCUGAGGAGAUGUUCCUCCUGAUUCAAAGUGAGAAAAUAAAGAAUGACUUUGUUUACCUCAGUUGGCUAGCACGCUGCUAUAUUAUGAAUAAGAAACCAAGAUUAGCCUGGGAACUCUACCUAAAGAUGGAAACUUCAGGAGAAUCCUUUAGUCUUCUGCAACUAAUUGCAAAUGACUGCUACAAAAUGGGCCAGUUUUAUUAUUCUGCUAAAGCUUUUGAUGUCCUUGAAAGAUUGGAUCCUAACCCUGAAUAUUGGGAAGGCAAAAGAGGAGCCUGUGUUGGUAUCUUCCAGAUGAUUGUUGCUGGCAGAGAGCCUAAAGAUACUCUAAGAGAGGUAAUGCAUCUCCUGAGAAGUACAGGCAACCCCCAGGUAGAGUACAUUAUACGUAUAAUAAAGAAGUGGGCUAAGGAGAAUAGAGUUCCUGUUUAAACAGUGAUCAAGCGAAUGGAAGUCUGCCAUCUAUAUUGUGCCCGGCUGGAAUACUGUGUCAUUUUGUAGCAAUACAAAGAUUAUAAAAAUACAAAUCUAUUUAUUUUUACAUAUAUUUAAAUGUCUUUCAUGAAAACUAUACGUCAUGUAUUGUGAGGAGAAUCUCAUUUUGAUUCUAUUAUACUUCUCCCAAAUUUUAUUUUAUGUUACUAUUACUGUUGUAAUAUUAGUUGUACAUAUUAGCUUUAAUCUUCACCAUCUUUUCACUGUGUGACAAUCAGUACUUUUUGAGACAGUUCAAAAACUUGCAAAAUACUUAUUUUCCCGGGUCUUAUUUGGAAGCAGAAUAUCAAAAGAACUCUAGAAUUAGAUUUCAGAUUUUAGUUAUAAAAGUUCCUCACAAAGAAUCGGAAGCUAAACAUUUAAAAUGGAACACAAUAAUAAUCCGAUUUUGAUUAUGAUCUAAUGGACACAUGGAAAAGUAUUGUAAAUAAAUAAUGUUCCACUUUCAUUUGCAUAAAAUAUUACUGUUCAUAUCUUCAUCUGUUUCUAUAUUUUUCUUUCUGAUUAAAUUAGGGCUGUAAACUUGUCAUUCUGUGAUGAAAUGCAUUGGGAAAGUUAAAAGUUGGUUUCAGAAUAUAUUUAAUGCCUAAGGAAAAAUGUCUAAGAUACAAAAGAACAUUGGAAAUCCAUGAUAGAAUAUAUGCUUAUCUACUUGUACAUGUUCUAUGUAAAUAAUAUAAGUUGAUGCUGUAUGUUCAUUACAAUUUUUUUCAGUCUCUCCUGCAUUUAAUUCUGGAGCAAAAUUCCAAAAUAAAUUCAUUUAUAAAAUCACCUGUGAAUUCCUUUUUAUUCUUUGGGUAUGCCAUAUGGCUAGGUUUGGGGUUUGG